Molecule: messenger RNA, 4966 nt
Organism: Hevea brasiliensis (rubber tree)
Lineage: Eukaryota; Viridiplantae; Streptophyta; Magnoliopsida; Malpighiales; Euphorbiaceae
Product: U-box domain-containing protein 44
Exons: 5
Coding region: 646-3153 (835 amino acids)
Molecular function (GO): protein binding
Source: RefSeq, a predicted model, not a curated record
AUAACUAAACUAGUCUUAGCCGACUAAUGACAAUGACCCAGAAGAUACAUUUCUCCGCAAAACUCCAAACAAGAAACCUCUAAUUUCAAAUCCUGCAGAAAAAUCUUGUUUAGUUUGAGAAUGGAAAGGAAGAGUACAAAUAGGUGAAUCCAACAGGACUUACACUCUCCUGUCUUUGGUAGGCAUAGGUAAUAUGUUGUUUGUUGGUUUCUUUUUGUGGGUGUCUUUCUCUAUCUUUUAAUUGCUUGUAAUCCCCGUCCAAGACGAAUUUAGUGAAUAAACAAACGGGUUUUUUUGGGAGUUUUGCUUGCAGUCAAUCUUUCCCUUUUCUUCUUCCGGUUCAUUUCCUCCUCAUUUCUUCUCCUCUGAAUUCUUGAACUUUCUCUCAUGCUGAAUUCUUGAAUUCAUUGAUUUUUGCUGUAUAAAGACACGCGCUCACUUAUAUAUAGUAAGUUUCUUCUUGAUUUUAUCCUCAAUUUCUUCUCUCUGUUCAUUUGUUUCUUGUUAAUCUUUAAUUGAUUUGAAUUCUGUAUAUCUACGCUUUCCUCUCUCAAUUGCUCUAUUCCAUUUUUUUUUUUCCAUCUAUUGAAAUCUGGAAUUCUUGUUAAUUAGUUCUUGAUAUUCAACCCCGGCAAGAAAAAAAAAAUGCAAACAUGUGAGAGCAGAAGCUUGUCUGAGCUUGUAACCGAGUUACAGGCCUCAGCAGAAGAGGUUGCCUCACUGGCAAAGAACUCCGAAUCCGAUAAAGAAGUUUUUACUGAAUUUGCAGCUCUGCUUGAGAAGUUCACACCAGUUCUCAUAGAAUUAAAAGAAAAUUGUAAGGUCAUGGAUAGACCACCAGUUAGAAAAGCAGUUGAAUCACUUGAAAAGGAGCUUAGGGGUGCCAAGGAGUUGAUUAAAAGCACUGGUUCACGAUCACCCAUUAAGCAAAUGGAAUACAUGACUCAAGAUCUUGGGAGAUCUUUAGGCCUUGUGCUCUUUGCUAGUAUUGAUGUGUCUCCAGAAAUCAAAGACAAGGUUGCAGCACUGCAUAAAGAAUUGAUGAAUGCCAAGUUUAAUACCAGUUUAAGUACAAGUCCAUGUCCUAGUCCAAGACCAAGUCAAGAAUCAGGGUUUGUGAGUGAACUGGACUCUGAAAGGGAAAUUGAGGAAGAAACCGUUACUCUUAGUAUCGAAGAUGUUGUAUUGCAACUUAAGUAUGGUAAUGAUGAAGAGUUUAGGCUUGCACUCUGGGGAUUGCGUGAUUUUAUUAAGGAUCAUUCUAUUGAUAAUGAGUGGAUUAAUAAUGAAGGAGUUAUUCCAAUUCUGUUUAAUCGGUUAGGUUCAAGCAAGCCUCACAACCGGUUGACUAUCAUUCAAAUGCUAAGAAUCCUUGCUUCUGUUAAUACUGAAAACAAGGAAAAGAUGGCCGAUGUUGAAUCUUUAUCAUUAUUGGUGAAAUCUUUGACACGAGAUGUGGAUGAACGGAGGGAAGCUGUAGGGCUUUUAUUGGAACUCUCAGAGGUUUCUGCAGUCCAGCGACGUAUUGGAAGAAUUCAAGGCUGUAUUGUUAUGCUAGUUACUAUGCUUAAUGGGGAUGAUUCAACUGCUUGUCACGAUGCUGGAAAGUUGUUGAUUGCAUUGUCAAACAAUACUCAAAAUGCACUUCAUAUGGCUGAGGCUGGUUACUUUAAGCCUUUAGUGCAUUACCUAAAGGAAGGCUCUGACAUGAGUAAGAUCCUCAUGGCAACAGCAAUUUCAAGAAUUGAACUCACAGAUCAAAGUAGAGCUUCCCUUGGUGAAGAUGGGGCAAUUGAACCUCUAGUCAAAAUGUUUAAAACUGGAAAGCUUGAAGCCAAGUUAUCUGCACUAAAUGCAUUGCAAAAUUUAUCAAUGUUGACAGAAAACAUACAGCGUCUAAUCAGUUCAGGCAUUGUAGUACCCUUGCUUCAGCUGCUAUUCUCUGUCACAUCAGUGCUUAUGACUCUUCGGGAGCCGGCAUCAGCCAUACUUGCAAGGAUAGCUCAAUCAGAAUCUGUUCUGUUUAACAAAGAUGUUGCCCAGCAGAUGCUCUCACUUUUGAAUCUGUCUAGUCCAGUAAUUCAAUUUCACGUCUUGCAAGCACUCAAUAGUAUUGCUUCCCAUUCUAGGGCAUCCAAAAUAAGAAAAAAGAUGAAGGAAAAUGGUGCUGUUCAGCUUCUCUUGCCCUUCCUGACGGAGAGUAAUCUAAAAAACAGAACUGCUGCCUUAAAUUUGCUUUACACUCUUUCUAAAGAUUCACCAGAAGAAUUUAUGGAACCGCUUGGAGAAUAUCAUCUUAAUAACAUUGUAAAUAUUAUCUCUUCGUCAACAUCUGAGGGUGAAAAAGCUGCUGCAAUUGGAAUACUGAGCAAUCUUCCCAUUAGUAAUAAGAAAGCAACAUAUGUGCUUAAGAAAUCUAACUUGCUGCCCAUUCUGAUAUCAAUAGUGAGUUCAAGUGAAUCAACUUCAACGCCCUCAACAAGUUGGUUAAUGGAGAGCACUGCAGGCUUAUUUAUUCGCUUUACAGUUCCUUCUGAUAAGAAACUACAGCUUCUUUCUGCAGAAUUAGGAAUGAUUCCUUUGCUUGUGAAGUUGCUGUCAAGUGGGUCAUUGGUUGCCAAAUGUAGAGCUGCAACCUCACUAGCUCAACUGUCACAGAAUUCACUAGCUCUAAGAAAGUCCAGAAAAUCGAGGUGGACCUGUAUACCUCAUUCAGCAGAGGCUUUUUGCAGAGUUCAUGACGGCUAUUGCAUUGUUAAGAACACAUUUUGUUUGGUCAAGGCUGGUGCUAUCUCUCCACUGAUCAAAAUAUUGGAAGGUGAAGAAAGAGAAGCUGAUGAAGCCGUGCUUGAUGCACUUGCAACUCUCUUGCAAGAUGAAAUUUGGGAAAAUGGAAGCAACUACUUAGCCAGAAUGUCAGUUUUCCAAGCAAUACUAAAAGUUUUGGAGUCAGGUAAUGUAAAGGCUCAAGAAAAGGCACUAUGGAUAUUAGAGAGGAUGUUUAGUAUUGAGGAACACAGAACACAACACGGCGAAGCGGCUCAGAUGGUGCUCAUUGAUCUUGCGCAAAAUGGUGAUCCGAGAUUAAAAUCAUCAGUUGCAAAAGUUUUGGCACAGCUAGAGCUCCUGCAACCUCAAUCUAGUUACUUCUAAGAGAAUUUGUGUCAUAUAAGCAAUGUUGAAUUGAAGUUUGUAUUUCCCAGUGCAGAAAGAAUCAAUCGUGGUGGUCGGGUUAUUUCUGAAAUUAUUGAAAGUUGCUGCACACAUGAUUAUACAGAUAUCAUUUUGUUUCAAGAGCAUCAUGGUGUGCCUGAUGGUUUAAUUAUAAGCCAUUUGCCUUUUGGUCCAACUGCUUACUUUGGAUUGCUCAAUGUCGUAAGUAUUCUCUUUAUUGUUGUAUUAUAUUUUAGGCCUUUGAUUUAGCUUAGUUGUUCAGUCCGUUAAUAUGCUAAUCAAGCGUUUAAUUGUAUGUUACUAUGCAUGGACCAAAAAGCCAUGGGAGCAAUGCUUGAGGCUUACCCACAUUUGAUUCUUAAAAAUUUUAAAACCAAGGUGUUCACUUCUCAAGUACUGAAUAUUUAUAUAACAGUUGCAGUAUUUAAAUUCCCUGUGGACAAUUAGCAGUCAUUUGAAUCAGUUUAGCUUUUUAAGCAGCAAAAGAAUUGUAUAAUAAUGAUUCGCAGAGUAAAUUUGGAUUUCCUUAUGGACAAUUAGCAGUGCAGCUAGGCACUAAACGCAUUAUCACUUUUGCAAAUCAGUCUGACUAUAUCUCUUUCAGGUUGGAUCAUUGUCUCAAUCCUUGAGGGAUACUUCCAUCUGUUAUUAUCCAAUUAGUUUAAUUUACCUUUUCAAAUACAAUUUCACCAAUGAUUCAGUUAUUAUGGAUGAAGUUCAUAAAAAUAAAAAAAGUUAUAGUGGAUGUAUUAAUGACGACUUUAAUGCAGGUCUCUUAUAUGUUUUUAUGUGAGGUUUGUAUAUGCCGAUCCUCUCUUAAGAAAAAUUUCUUCUUCUCUCAAAAUAUUUGUUCUUAAUUGACCUUGAAUGGUGCACAUCCCAUUUCUGAAGUAGCUGGUCCACUAAAAGGUUUGAGACUGUUGGCAUUAGUCAAACCUAUUCAUUAAUUGUUUCUGCUUUCAUGCCACUUUGCUUGUUUUAAAAUUUGCAUAAACAGAUCCACCUGUGCUUUGUGCUGUUUGAGAUGGCCUUCUAGCUCAGUGCUGAGGCUUUAGUUCAUGGCAAUUCAGGUUUUUGUUCAGCGUUGCCUAACAGGGCCUUGACAGAAAUUUUUCAGAGUUGGGACUCAAAGUCAGCUCAUUUGCUUGGCAAAAGGCAAAAGAACUGAGGCCAAGUUGAGGAAUACAACUUGAGAUCUGUAUUCCUCAAUUUGAUUUAGCAUUAAAAAGCUCAUGGUGCUUGAGAUUUAUCAUCUCUCUUAUUAUAAAUUGAGGAAAAUUUAAUCUUAUUUGUAUUUUUCUCUAGUACUCGCUUGUGAUGCUUGUAAUAUGCAGACGUCUUAUUUAUGAAAAGCAUGGAGCUCCUAAGUGUAUCGAACUUUGAAAUGCUGCUUUAUCAGGCAACUAUUAGUUCACUUUUCAUAAUUGCCACUAAAUUAUAUUAAAAUUUUAAAAUUUCUGUUUUUAGCUUUAUUUUCAAAAAAAAUGUUGUUUUGACAAUGGUUUAGUAUUAUGUACUGAUUUUGUUUGGCUCGUCUUUCCUGUUUUUGUUAUGCAGAUGAAGUUGAGAAGAAUGGAUCAGAGCGAAAUCCAAAUUGAGAGGGUGAAUUGACCAUACAUCAACACAUCUAAAAAACAGAAGUUUAUUAGGGACUGAUAGACACAACCUCAAAUUUAACCUUCAACCUUUUAUCUUUGUUUCUUUAUGUAUUUUGGAAAAUUUUGCCAAAUAUUCUUUGAAAUCUUGUUGCUCUUUAGUCCUUAUCAAUCUUAUGGUGGUACCACGUUGAAUA